GCCUCUAAAUUUCCCUUUUUAAGGCUAGUUAGCCAACACUGAUCCCACCUUACAUAAGAGGAAAUUCACAACACCAUUUUCUGUCAAUUGCUUCGUGUCGUGAAAAAUUCGUUUUCUGCACGGUCCGGGACUUCAACUUAGCAAGAUGAUGAUGCAGCGUGCUAACAUUUUGAUGCCAGUUGCCAUUGAGGCGACUUUCCAGUCGCAGCCGCAGCGCGGCAUGGCUACUUUGAAAGCCAUCUCAAUCCGUUUGAAGUCCGUAAAGAACAUUCAGAAAAUUACGCAAUCCAUGAAGAUGGUGUCAGCUGCCAAAUAUUCGCGUGCUGAACGUGAUUUAAAAGCUGCUCGCCCCUAUGGUGUUGGUGCACAACAAUUCUUUGAGAAAACCGAAAUCCAAUCGGAAGAUAAAACUGAGCCAAAGAAGCUGUUGAUUGCCAUGACAUCUGAUCGUGGUCUAUGUGGUGCCGUGCAUACCGGUGUUGCCCGUUAUAUCCGUAACGAACUUGCUAAAGAUGAUUCCCAAACCAAGUUAUUCUGUGUUGGUGACAAGUCGCGUUCCAUUUUGUCACGUACAUAUGGCAAGAACAUUUUGAUGGUUGCCAACGAGGUCGGUCGUCUGCCACCUACCUUCCUUGAUGCUUCAAAAAUUGCUCAUGAAGUGUUAAAGACCGGUUAUGAUUUCACUGAAGGCCAAAUUGUCUACAACAAAUUCAAAUCAGUCGUUUCAUAUCAGUUGUCUACGCUGCCAGUAUACAAUGCACCAACCGUCGAGAAAUCUGAGAAGUUGGCACUUUAUGAUUCACUUGACAGCGAAAUUGUGCAGAGCUACUUGGAAUACUCGCUAGCUUCAUUGAUAUUCUAUACUAUGAAGGAAGGUGCUUGUUCCGAACAAUCUUCCCGUAUGACUGCCAUGGACAACGCGUCCAAGAACGCCGGUGAAAUGAUUGAGAAGCUCACACUCACAUUCAACCGUACCAGACAGGCUGUCAUCACCCGUGAGUUGAUUGAAAUCAUCUCUGGUGCUGCUGCUUUGAAUUAAAAAAUAUAAAACGAUCGAAGUAAUGAAUGGAAAAGUUUCGAAGGAAAUAUUUGUUUUACGUUUUCGAAAUGCGGAAUUUAACAAAAUAGCGAAUUUUUCGCCAUAAGUUAAAAUUUGAAAUAAAAUAUUAUAAACAAAUAAAACUUA
This is a messenger RNA of Bactrocera neohumeralis, 1186 nucleotides long. RefSeq names its product ATP synthase subunit gamma, mitochondrial (gene ATPsyngamma). Gene Ontology annotation, molecular function: proton-transporting ATP synthase activity, rotational mechanism. Bases 146 to 1039 code for a protein of 297 amino acids. Lineage: Eukaryota; Metazoa; Arthropoda; Insecta; Diptera; Tephritidae. The transcript is spliced from 2 exons. The record is from RefSeq and is a predicted model, not a curated record. Gene Ontology annotation, biological process: proton motive force-driven ATP synthesis.